Messenger RNA from Onychostoma macrolepis, 918 nucleotides. Its product is annotated as CD209 antigen-like protein 2. Bases 60 to 713 code for a protein of 217 amino acids. Lineage: Eukaryota; Metazoa; Chordata; Actinopteri; Cypriniformes; Cyprinidae. The transcript is spliced from 5 exons. The record is from RefSeq and is a predicted model, not a curated record.
CGUAUAGGGACAUCGGGAGAAAAGCUGUGUCAUGGAGACACAUCUCUAUUCAAGUUGGCAUGUCAGGAGGAAGUAGUUGUUUGGUGUUGAUCACAGUGGGUCUCGGGCUCAUUUGUGUUCUUCUGCUGAUCUUCAUCAUACUGCAGCACAUCACCAUCACAGCAGAGAGAGACCUGAUAAAGAGUUACAAGAACACAGUUGAAGAGUUCAAUCAAACCAUCAACAGCUUACAAGACAAGUACACUGAUCUAAUGACUGAAAAACACCAACUGCAGAACAACUUCAACUCUUUCAGUCAGAAGAAACUGGAGUUAGAAAGCAAAGUCACUUCUCUAAGUGAAGAACUAAAGAAAGAAGCGUCUAAACGAGGUUGUUUUUUCAUGUCCAUUGAGUUGAAGAACUGGUCUGACAGCAGGCAGUACUGCAGGGAUCGUGGUGGUGAUCUGGUCAUUAUCAACACUGAAGAGAAGCAGAGACACAUAUCUUCAUUCACCACGGAGAGAGUGUGGAUUGGUUUGUCUGACACAGAGCAGGAGGGCAUCAUGAAAUGGGUGAAUAAUUCACCACUGAAACAAGGGUUUUGGUUCAAAGGUGAGCCGAAUAACUACAAUGGAGAUGAAGACUGUAUUGAACUGAAUUAUAAAAGAGAGACCCUGAACAGCUGGAAUGAUCGCAAAUGCUCAGAUAAGAUAAAAGGCAUUUGUGAAAAAUAGGGUUCAUCCCAUCUUGUGGUUUUGCUUCUAACAUAAACAUUCUUAUUGACGCAUUCUGACGCAUUAAUAUUUUGCUCCAUCACAAGCAGCUCAUUAUAAUCUUUUCUAGAUGAUAUCCUGUUUCUCAUUUGUUGGUCUGAGGUGUUGAGGAGACAAUCAAGUCCAACGUGUCCAGUUGCAUUGUUUAUUUUCCCUGUUAUUCUGA